Messenger RNA from Cucumis melo (muskmelon), 1636 nucleotides. RefSeq names its product cystinosin homolog. Gene Ontology annotation, molecular function: L-cystine transmembrane transporter activity. Lineage: Eukaryota; Viridiplantae; Streptophyta; Magnoliopsida; Cucurbitales; Cucurbitaceae. Bases 218 to 1066 code for a protein of 282 amino acids. The record is from RefSeq and is a predicted model, not a curated record. The transcript has 9 exons. Gene Ontology annotation, biological process: L-cystine transport. Gene Ontology annotation, cellular component: vacuolar membrane.
AAGAAAAUGAAGGGUCCAGAUUGAAAGAAGUUUUUUUUUUUUUUUUUUUUGAGAAGAAAGGAAGGAGAAAGUUGAUGAGGUUAUGAAAGGGGGCAAAUAUGGUCCAAAAUUGGUCAGACUCAUCGCAUAACAACAACACCACAUAUUAAUUAAGGUGUGAGGGGGAGAAGAGAAGAGAAGAGAAGAGAAGAGAAGAGAGAGAAAGUAGUUGAGAGAAAUGGGUCCAUGGAAUUCAAUAUCAAUGGAGAUCAUAUACGGGGUUUUAGGAUGGAGUUCCAUCAUAUGCUGGGUGCUUGCUUCAUAUCCACAGGUCAUUCUAAAUUUCCGACGGAAAAGUGUUGUAGGAUUGAGCUUCGAUUACUUGAUUUUGAAUUUCACCAAACAAUCUUCCUAUUUGAUAUACAACGCUACCCUCUUCUUUAGUACCACUGUUCAGAAGCAGUACUUCGACAAAUACGGCUACGAUCAGAUGAUACCGGUGGCUUUGAGCGAUGUCUUUUUCCCCUUCCACUCUAUUAUAUUGAUCUUCGUCGUCUCGGUUCAAAUUAUAUUUUUUGAUCGCGGCAGCCAGAAAGUCUCGAAGGCAGCAAUUGCCAUAUUGGUCGCUGUAUGGUUCUUUGCAGGAGCCUGCUUUUUUAUGGCUCUGCCAACCCAUUCAUGGCUUUGGCUUGUCUCUAUAUUCAAUUCGAUUCAAGUUUUUAUGACAGUCAUCAAAUACUCUCCUCAGGCAUUUUUGAACUUCACCAGAAAGAGUACAGUGGGAUUCAGCAUUGGCAAUAUAGUUCUGGACUUCAGUGGAGGAGUGGCAACUUUGGCUCAAAUGAGCGUGCAAUCAGUUGAUCAAGGUUCUUGGGUGAACUUUUUGGGAAACAUAGGGAAGCCCUUGCUAGCUUUGACUGUGCUGCAGGUCUCUAUAGCGUUUGAUCUGAUUUUCUUCUAUCAACAUUUUGUAUUAUAUCAUAUCAAGGCAUCAAGGGUUUCAUUUCAACGUGACCCUGAAAGCACCGACUCUGAACCAUUAAUUAAGGACUCUGAUCACUUGCAAGGGAUUGCCACAACCAGUUGAUAUUUGAUGGCAUUGCCUCCACUUCUUAGCUAUUUUCGUGCCAAUAGGUAAUUACUAUUCUUAUUAAUUGCCAUGGAGUUGUAGUGCCAACACAAAGGAGGUUUAUUUCUCUUUUGCCUGGUCCAUUUGUUUCCUCUCAGUAUUGGUCCCAUCCAUUUUCUUCUGGUGAAGGCUUUUUAUAGAUUCAUUAAAGUGAGCGGCUGAGCCUCUGCUAUUAUAAAGUCAAAUACAUGUGAUAUGACCAUUCUUGAAGCAAGCAGUUAAGAAAUCUCCUUUUAUGCUUUUAUGGAACUCGAAGCUGAACAUGCAAAAAUUAUUGAGGAGACUGUAGUUGAUGCAGGGGAGGGCUUGAAGUUGAAGGGUCUUGUUCCAUGGAUGUGCUUGAGUUUUUUAGGGAUGGGAUACCUCGAAGAAGAUGGCUUAAACAGGGUGGGGUUUGGGGAGUACAUUUGUUCGAACUUGGUCGUGAGCUAUGUAUAAUAAUAGAUUUGACUAUUUUUCGCUUGACUGCGUUGUCUGACUACUACUGUGAAUCGGGCUAAGUUGUUAUAAAGAUGAAAUUGUUGGACU